Molecule: messenger RNA, 4074 nt
Organism: Magnolia sinica
Lineage: Eukaryota; Viridiplantae; Streptophyta; Magnoliopsida; Magnoliales; Magnoliaceae
Product: protein SMAX1-LIKE 7-like
Exons: 3
Coding region: 354-3884 (1176 amino acids)
Molecular function (GO): ATP hydrolysis activity; ATP binding
Source: RefSeq, a predicted model, not a curated record
CCAAGUGGCAGUAGUAAAAAGAAGAAGGAAAAAAAAAAAAGACCACCACAGCACAAGAAUAUAUCCCCUCCACAACCCAAAUAUAUUCAGUGGUGAUGAUGUGUGUGGACCCCACACACAGCUUCUCCACCCAUCUGCACUCCACCCUCUCCAGAGUUCAGAGAAACUCUCUCUCCAAUCCUUGUUAAAUAAUUAUUAGUAGAGAAGGAAAAAAAAAAAGAAAAAAAAGAAAAAAAAAACAACCCAAUCUCAAAAGUCCAAAUCCCCUAUCCUUCUCUUCUCAAUUUUUUAAUUCCGAAAAGAAAAGCGGCAAAGGAAGAAAAGAUAAUAAUAAUAAAAAAGGGAAAGGCAGUAUGCCAACGCCGGUCAGCGCAGCGCGGCAAUGCCUGACCGGCGAUGCAGCUCGCGCCCUUGACGACGCCGUCUCCGUAGCUCGACGCCGCUGCCACGCCCAGACAACCUCUCUACACGCAAUCUCAGCACUCCUUGCUCUCCCUUCUUCCUCCCUCCGAGACGCCUGCGCCCGCUCUCGCACCUCCUCCUUUUCACCUCGCCUCCAAUUCCGCGCCCUUGAUCUCUCCUUCUCCGUCGCCCUCGAUCGCCUUCCUUCUUCUCCUUCCAUUUCAGAUGGUGGCUCUUCUGUCGAUCCUCCCAUCUCCAAUUCCCUCAUGGCCGCCAUCAAACGCUCCCAGGCCAACCAGCGCCGUAACCCCGAGACCUUCUUCCUUCACCACCAGCAUCAGCAGCUUCUUCCUCCAUCCCCUUCUUCCUCAACUUCUUCCAAUUCCUCCUCCUCUUCUUCCGUCCUCUCCGUCAAAGUCGACCUCCAGCCUCUCAUUCUAUCCAUCCUCGAUGACCCCAUCGUUAGCCGUGUCUUCGCCGAUGCUGGUUUCCGCAGCUGCGAUAUCAAGCUCGCCAUUGUCCGCCCCCUCCCUCCCCUCCGUGCCCCUCGCCCCCGUUGCCCUCCUCUCUUCCUCUGUAAUUUCACUGACAUGGACCCCACCCGACGCUUCCCCACCUUCAAUUUUCCCUUUUCCAGUCUCUCCACCUUUGGCUUCUCCGACUUUGACGACAAUUGUCGCCGGGUUGGUGAAGUUCUCGCUCGUAGCAAGGGCAGAAACCCAUUGCUUGUUGGAGUCUGCGCACGGGACGCGGUCCACAACUUUGCUGAUUGCAUCCAGAGGGGAGGAGAGGCUGCAGUUAUCCCCAAAGAAAUAGCUGGUUUGAAGUUUGUUUGCAUUGAGAAGGAGGUGGCGGCUGAGGGGGCGCUGCCAGGGUCAAAGCUUGAUGAGUUGGGUCAAUUGGUGGAGCGGUCCGUGGGGCCUGGUGUUAUUAUUAGUGUUGGAGAUUUGAACAGCUUGCUCACAGAUGCAGCAGGCCGGGUGGUCUCUGGGUUGACGAAGUUGUUGGAGCUUCAUCGGGAGCGGUUAUGGUUGAUGGGUGCUGCUGCGAAUUACGAGACAUAUAUGAAGUUCUUGACGCGGUAUCCUUCUGUAGAGAAGGAUUGGGAUCUGCAGCUUCUUCCCAUCACUUCUCUCACACCUACAGUGGGAGGACUCUACCCCAGACCCCACAGCUUGAUGGAGUCGUUUGUUCCAUUUGGUGGGUUUUUUUCAACAGCAUCGGAUUUGAAAAGCCCUUUAAGCAGCACGUAUCCAUCUAUGUUUUGUUGUCACCUAUGUAAUGAGAAGUAUGAGCAAGAAGUUGCUGCAGUUCUGAAGGGAUGCACUGUUUCAGUUGAAGAUCAGAGCCAAGGGAGCUUGCCCUCCUGGCUGCGAAGAGCUGAUCUGCUCAGCCAAGAGAAUGGAGUAGCAGAAGUGGUGAAGGCCAAAGAUGAUGGAACAGCAUUGAAUGAUAAAGUUAUGGGGCUGCAGAAGAAAUGGAGUGAUAAUUGCCAACGUCUACAUCGUGGUAUGCAAAUGCUUGAAGCAGACAAUCUUCAAGUGGGACACCAAGUGGGUCCCAUUAAUUUUGGCCUUCAUUAUAUUGCAGAUAGGAAAGAGAGAGCUGAUAAUUGCAACAGCAAGAGUACUUACACAUCUCAAAACCCAAGUGGAUGUGGAAAUGCAUUUCCCAUGUCAGCAGAUUUAGUAAAGAUUUCCCCACCAGACUUGAACAAGCCAAUUCCUGUUGUUCCUGUAUCAAAGAACGAAAACUUAUUGUCCAAACAACAGGUAAGCGUUUCAAAAAGCGAGCUCCUUCAGACACAGGGCUUGCAAUCUAACUCAUGCACUCUGUCAGAGGUGGGCAUUCAUGACGGUCAUCCAUCACCUCCCCUUGUAACUUCUGUGACAACGGAUUUAGUGUUGGGAACACUUUAUACACCUCUCAGUAACCAUCUGAAGGAACCCACCAUUCAAACCUACAAAGACCAUUCACGGUUCUCGGUGUGCUCACCAGCUGGAGUUGAUCUUGUCAACAGACGUAUUCCGAUUCCGAUGGCUCUGGUCCAAGCUCCCUCUGCUUAUUCAGAUUCCAUUGGGCCCAGUGCAUAUGUGGGUAUGCGGACUGCUGCCCUGAACUGUCAGACUACUGCUGUCAUGGUUGCAUCUAACCCACGCUGCCUUGGUUCUUCUGAUAUUACCACUGGACAAUGUGAUCCUAGAGAUUUCAAGACCCUGGGGAAGGCUCUCACAGACAAAGUAGGCCGGCAAGAUGAAGCCAUAUAUGCUAUCAGCGGAACUAUAGCACGCUGCAAAGUAGGAAAUGAAAGGCGCCGAGGAGCUAGCCUUAAAGGAGAUAUAUGGUUCAGUUUACUUGGUCCGGAUAGAGUUGGAAAGAAGCGAGUAGCUGUGGCUCUUGCAGAGAUGGUCUUUGGCAGCAAGCAAAAUCUAAUAUGCGUGGAUCUAAAUUCCCAAGAUGGCAUCACCUGUUCCAAUUCGAUCUUCGAUCUCAGCCAAGCAACAGAUGGCUUUGAUGCAGGAUUCAGAGGGAAGACAGUGGUCGAUCAUAUUGCUUGGGAAAUAAGCAAGAAGCCGUGGUCGGUUGUGUUCCUUGAAAAUGUGGACAAAGCUGACUUGAUGCUUCAAAAUAGCUUGUCCCAGGCUAUUAGGACAGGCAAAUUCCCAGACUCGCAUGGAAGAGAAGUUGGCAUCAAUAAUACAAUAUUCAUAACAACAAUGAGAACAUGGAAGGGUAAGAUGUUCUCUGAUGGGAAAGAAAGUGUUGAUUUCUCUGAGGAUAGGAUUCUGGCUGCCCAAGUCUGGGAAAUGCACAUCUCAGUUGGUUCUGUUCCUGAGGCUGUAAGCAAUAAGAGUUCAAAUGUGUUGGUUAUGCCAAGGAAUGGUUCUGGGAAUGAAGAAUACAGUUUGGGAAGAGUAUUUGUCAAGAAAAGAAAGCUGGACAGCACAGGCGAUCAUAAAACGGAGUGUGAGUACAUGGAGACAGCCAAACGCCUACAUAGGACAUCUAAUACAUACCUUGAUUUGAAUCUGUCUGCAGAAGAGAUGGAAGCGAACAAUACGGACAAUGGAGAUGACGAGAAUGACCGAAUGUCUGAAAGCUCGGAGGCAUGGCUAGAAGAAUUCAUCGAUAAGGUGGAUGAAACUGUGACUUUCAAGGCUUAUGAUUUUGACACCGUGGCAGACAAUGUACUGAAGAAAAUCAGGGAGAGGUUUCAGAGUGCAUUAGGGUCAGAGGGUAUGCUGGAGGUUGAUUGCAAAGUGAUGGAGCAGAUACUUGCAGCGGAGUGGGUAUUGGAGGGAACGGGAGCAGUCAAGGGUUGGAUAGAGAAGGUUCUUGGGCAGAGCUUCGUGGAGGCUCGUGAGAGGUAUGCGAGCAGCCUUUGGGCACGUACUGUACUGAGACUAGAGACUUGCGAGGAAGGGUUGAUGGAAGAGCAGGCACCAGGAGUUUGCCUUCCUGCAAGGAUAAUUCUGAAUUGAUUUUGUAUGACAAAGGCGGAAGCUCGCUCGCUCCAUGUAAUUAUUAUUUAGAUGUAUAAUGAAUGUAGUAUUUUUAGCUAUCUUUUUUGGGUUUUAUUGGUGAUUAAUUUUGGUCCUGUUUAAUCAGGGUUUUGUUUUGUGAAUUGAAUUUGUUCUUAGUUGGUUAAUGUAUGAUGAUGAUGAUGAUGAU